Colletotrichum fioriniae is the source of this 906-nucleotide messenger RNA. The record is from RefSeq and is a predicted model, not a curated record. Lineage: Eukaryota; Fungi; Ascomycota; Sordariomycetes; Glomerellales; Glomerellaceae.
AUGGCGCCAACAUCGCCGUCCGCCUCCGCGGCAGCGCCCAAACUCCCCGCCUCGGCAGACUUCAACGCCCUCUACAACCGUAUCUCCCUCGCUUCCGCAAAACAAGCAACCUUCCUCACCUCGAUGCGCGCAAAAUACCCCUCCUUAGCACGAUCCUCUUCGAAAUCCACGUCAGAAGCCACCUCCAGCAAUGCCGCUGCGCCAGGUGCCUUUUCAUCAAUGUCGAAACCUACCUCCUCGACCACAACAACCACCUCAACAACACCACAAUCGACAAUCAGCCGCCCCCGAGCCCCAGCUGACGACGCAGACCUCCGCUUCGAAAACCCAAACACGGGCCUCGGCUUCGCGACCUCCAAAGCGGACGAGACCACCUCCGCCGCAACACGGGACCUAAGCCGCCGCCUCCUCGGCAGCAAACGCGGAGGAGGUCGCGCAGCAGACGACCCGAAAACCCUCGCCGCCGCGGCGCUCAAGAAGCGCAGACUACAAGAGGACGAAAGCGAUGAAGAGGAAGGGAGAGGCAGCUGGGGAAAGAGCAAGAAGAAGAAGACCAAAGUCCGUCAGGAGGAGGAGGAGGAGUCUGCUGAACCCGAGGCGCUCGUACACCCGGCGGCACGUGGCGAUAUCGAGAUGCGCGAGGGCGGAUCGGAUGACACGGAAGAUCAAAUCCACGACGACAACCAAGACAGCAAGGAGGUUGCUCAGAUCCCCAGUCCAAUCCAGGUGAUAGCGGCGGUAGACCCCGCCGAGGAGGAGACCGAUAAGCGACCCGAGACAGACGAAGCCACCAGGGAACGGAAAAGGAACAAGAAGAAGCGGAAUAAGGAAAACAAGAAAAACAAGAUGGCGGCGGCGGCGGGAGAAGGCGGCGUCGGAACCGCUCAAAAGAUACCAGUGGCAUAA